This is a messenger RNA of Dacryopinax primogenitus, 675 nucleotides long. RefSeq lists its product as uncharacterized. The record is from RefSeq and is a predicted model, not a curated record. Lineage: Eukaryota; Fungi; Basidiomycota; Dacrymycetes; Dacrymycetales; Dacrymycetaceae. The transcript has 3 exons. The coding region runs from base 1 to 675 and encodes 224 amino acids.
AUGUCCAACGCAACCGCGUCGAGUACCUUGGAUGUCCUUGCUUCGGAUCCUUCCAUAACCUAUUUGCCGGCUGGUACUUGGAACACGACCAACUUUUAUGGCAAUCUGACAUAUGCAUACGGAAAUGUACAAAUCUUGUACACCUUUUCAGAGCCGGCAACGGGGAUAGAAUGGUGGGGCUCGAAGAGCGGCAGCGGGGGCAAUGCUGAAGUCUGUAUCGACUGUCCCCUCAACAGCACUAGCGGAGUUCUCGUGGACUACACCGAUCCGUCUGCAGGGAGCUAUGUCCCCGAACCCGGAAUGAUUGCGGCAUGGACGAAUCUCACGUAUGAUAUUCACAAUAUUACGAUUUACAAUAUCUACGAUCCCCAGGCCUCGAAUGGCCAAGGUGGUUAUGGUUACAUCUACUUUGAGGGCUUUGAGCUUACUGGGACAGAUGGGACGAAUGCGGGUAACGGCAAUCAGCCAUCGUUUGUGUCUGCACCUGCGACAAGCACAAGCGCGUCGGCAACAAGCUCCUCGCCCGCAACAGUCACGGUUACUGACUUUGUCACUGUCACUCCGACCGCAUCUCCCUCGGCAACCUCCAGUUCGGCAGCUAAAGUGAAUUCAAAUCGACUCGGUUUAUGUUUUGCAGUUCUUGCGAUUAUUGGAGCAGUAUGUGCGUCAUUGUAA